Molecule: messenger RNA, 1855 nt
Organism: Cuscuta campestris
Lineage: Eukaryota; Viridiplantae; Streptophyta; Magnoliopsida; Solanales; Convolvulaceae
Source: the annotation of a GenBank genome assembly
ACACGAGUUCUGGAGCGAAAUCUGGUGGCACGAGAAUGGAUGAUGGAAAAAUGGAUUUGUUCAUGUGGCAUGGUGGUAAGUUUGUGGAUGAACCCGUCUUAUGCUAUGUUGGUGGUAAAAAGCAUAGAUUUACAGAGAUUGAUAAAGACCUAAUGAGUCCAUUUGAGCUGAAAUACUUGUAUGAGGGGAUUGAUGGCAAUAUAAAUCCUGUUAGUUUCUUCUACAAUGCUCCGGGGAAGCAGCCAUCAGAUGGGUUAAUGGAGAUUAAAUGUGACUCGGAUAUGUUGACAUUUUUAAAAGCUCAUGAAGGGUUAGGAGUUGCUACUGUCUAUGCCGGGAGUGACCAAAGUGGAAAAGUACUUGCAAGUAAAACUUUUUUGGCAAUUGGGGAUGAAUCAAACAAGGCGUCAAGAGAUCUACAGGUCGAACAUGGUGUAAUCUCUGAAGAGCCAAUGAACAUCCAAAAUGCUAGUGGGGGGCUAUUGGGUAUUGUUGAAGAGGAAAUUGAUAGGGAGGAAUUGAUAAUCAGUGGUGAUAAAUUCUGUGACUUUGAAUAUUCUGGAUCAACCAGAGGGAAAGGAUUUACCUCAAUGCUUAAUGGAUGGAUAACCUUGAAGGGGUAAAUGAUUUUGAAGAUGAGACCUAUGUACAAUCAGGUGAGGAAGGUUUUGAGUCUGAAAUUGAUGAUAAUGAGGUCCCUGAUGAGGCAUACGAAGGGAUAGAGGGUUCGAGCGAUGAAGAUUGUGUUACAAAAAGGUCAAAUGAUGAGAGCACUAACAAGGAAAUAUACAAAAAAAUGAAGCAAAAAUGGAGAAAAAAGUUGAAGUUGAGAAAGAAAGUUGUUAUAGAUGAGCAAGAAGAAGCCCGAAGAAACAAGUGGGCUUCAAGUGAUGAAGAGGAGAAUGAUGACAUGCUGAAUGAUCCAUUUGACAAGAAUUUUCCAGUUUGGAGAGAAGGUACAAAAACAAUUAUGCUGAGGAGCAAUAUGCACUUCUACGAGUUGUGGUGGAUCUUGACAAGAAAGAGUGCACAUGUUCCAUGUUCCAGCUACAAGCAUACCCAUGUGAACAUGCUAUGGCAGUCAUAUGCACAUAUGGAAAAGAUGUUGAAGAUUACAUUGACAAUUCAUAUUCAAAGGAGGUGUACAUGGCAUGUUAUAACCAAGAUGUUCAUGCAGUUCCUGGUAAAGAUGACUACGUUAGUGGCAGUGGGCACAUCUUGAACCCACCAGAUGUACCCAAAAAAGAGGUAGGCCCAAAAAAAAUAGAAGAAAGGGGGUAGAUGAAAUCAAGCAUGGUGCCAACAAAAGUAAUGAACUUUUUUCUACUAGGAAGGGAGGGGGAAUCACCUGUCGGAAAUGCCUUCAAUCUGGACACAACAAGACAACCUGCAAAAAUGCUUAUCAUCCACAAUCCACAUUAUUAAAGCGUGGAGCAGGAACGUCUACCGAAGUUAGGUCUGCACCAUCAACUCAGGCAGAUUUUCCACCCUUACCAGAAGAUGGAAGAGCAACUCAAACUCAACAAGCUAGAGAGGGUGGUUUAGCACAUGGGAAGAGAAAGAAGAGCAUUACAGAAGCUGAAGUUUAUGAAUAGAUAAAGGCCCAUAAGAGAGUGUGGAAGCCAUAAUCUGGAGUUUAGAAAAAUCUUUUUUUUUGUGUUGUAUUUCAUGGCCAUGGGGUGAUAAAGGUGGAAGCUUUUUUUGCUUAUUUAGCUCCACAUUUUGGAAUGUAAUUUAAAGCCACCCAGGCAAAUUGAAGUUUUUUUUGCUUAUUUGACUCCACAUGUUGAAAGGGAGUACUUUAAAUAUUUGUUGGGUGCAUGUUUCUUUUAGAGAAUGAAAACAUUACUGGCCU